Messenger RNA from Neopsephotus bourkii (Bourke's parrot), 1785 nucleotides. It is a transcript of the gene FRS3, whose product is annotated as fibroblast growth factor receptor substrate 3. The transcript is spliced from 5 exons. The record is from RefSeq and is a predicted model, not a curated record. Gene Ontology annotation, cellular component: cytoplasm. Lineage: Eukaryota; Metazoa; Chordata; Aves; Psittaciformes; Psittacidae. The coding region runs from base 44 to 1531 and encodes 495 amino acids. Gene Ontology annotation, biological process: cell surface receptor protein tyrosine kinase signaling pathway.
GUUUUGUGUCCUCUCCCCAGGGAUUACCUCUUACACUGACGUGAUGGGGAGCUGCUGCAGUUGUCUGUGCAGAGACAGCAUCCCAGACAACCAUCCCACCAAAUUCAAGGUAACAAACGUGGAUGAUGAAGGUAACGAGCUGGGAUCUGGGAUCAUGGAGCUGACACAGAUGGAGCUCAUCUUGCACACUCACAAGCGAGAUGCUGUCAGGUGGCCCUACCUCUGCCUGCGCCGCUAUGGCUACGACUCCAACCUCUUCUCCUUCGAGAGCGGCCGGCGCUGCCAGACGGGGCAGGGGAUUUUUGCCUUUAAGUGUUCCAGAGCCGAGGAGAUCUUUAACCUGCUCCAGGACCUGAUGCAGUGUAACAGCAUCAACGUUGUGGAAGAGCCUGUUGUCAUCACCAGGAACAGUCACCCCACGGAGCAGGAGCUCUCCAGGACCCCCCAGGCAUCCAACAGUCUGGGGUACACUGUCCCAGGAUUUCCUAAUGGAUUUCACAGCUACUCUGGAGAAACCCUCCCAUACUCCACAGCCCACCACCCCUCUGUGAGCAGCCUGAAGCAUUCCUCUGUGGGUGAAGACUCUACUCAUGCCCUUAUUGGGCCUGAUGAGCAGUCCCACACCUACGUCAACACGGCCAAUGGUGAUCAGGAGUUGAGGGGCCGACACUGUAUGCACUCCUUGCCUGAAGUCCACCCUCCUUUCCCCCAUAGGAACCGCAGCUGCUCCCUCGAAGACCGCAAUCCCCAGGUCUUCCUGCAGCCAGGGGAGGUUAAGUUCGUGUUAGGUCCCGCCUCCACCUGCAGACGCUCCUGUCGGCACCACGGGGAGUGCAGGACACACUUCUGCCCCGCCAACAACAACAACAACGAGUGUGAGGAGGAGUGUCCUUCACCCCAGUGCGUCUAUGAGAACGUCAAUGGCCUGCUCCCCCCCAGCACCUCCUCUCUCUGCCGAGGCGGGCGCUUGAAGCUGCCCCGGGAGGACUCGGGCUUAGCCGGCUGCUCCCAUCGCAGGACGGCGUUGCUGCACUAUGAGAACUUGCCAUCCCUGCCCCCGGUGUGGGAAUGCCAACCCCUCCCGCGGGGAGAGGAGGAUGCGGGCGAUGCGUUGACCCCUUCCCCCAGCGGCUACUCCGAGGCUGGUGAAGAAGAUCCCCUCCAGAACUACAUGAACUCAGAGAGCACGGCCCUGCACCGGGGCCAGCGGCGCAGCAGCUUCCUCCCCAAGCCCCGGCGCAGCUGCGUGCCCAACGUCUUCAGCUUCGACUUCCCCCGGCCCUGCCCGGAGCAGCCACGGCAGCUCAACUACAUCCAAGUGGAGCUGGAGGCUGAGCCGCACAAGGGCCAUCAGAACCCCCCUGCCUCCCGUGUGCCAGCUCCUGCCAGCCCCGACGCCCGCCGGACGGACUCCUACGCGGUCAUCGACCUCAAAAAGACAGCAGCCAUGUCCAGUUUGCAACGGGCCCUGCCCAGAGAUGAUGGGACCUCACGGAAAACUCGGCACAACAGCACUGACCUGCCCUUGUGAGGGUGAGGGGGGCCGCCGAGUGCAAGCACCGUGUCGUGGCUUCGGUACCUGCCUUCAGUGUGACUUCUGUUCGCCAUUGCCUUCUGCUUCCCUGUUUACCCCAUUGGUGUCACGGGAUGGCUCCUACAGCUGAUGUUAAGCCUAGUCUGUCUGUCUGUCCUCCCCUCUGUCUGUCCCAUGUCGUUGUUUCUUGAAGCCUUGUGGGGUAUUCAGCAUCGCUGUUCGAAGGUUCAGCCUCCAGCAGGAGGUGCCAG